AUGGCGCACUCGCAGUCACAGUCACAGUCCCAGGCGCAGGAGGCUUCAGCUACAUCUACGCCAUCCCCAGCGGCCUCUGGCCUGGUGAACAGCAGCACUGCUGCUCACUCCCCUCCCUCAAAGAGAGACCUGGCCAGCUGGUGGAGGCAGUUCAAGCGCAGCACAAAGAAGGACGCAGCGCUAGCCCCCCAAGCCCCCUCUGGCAUCUUUGGCAUCCCCCUGAAUGUGAGCAUCAAGUACGCUAAUGUAGCCAUCUCCCUUACUGGCGAUGACGGCAAGAGCUUCAUCUACGGCUACGUGCCUAUAGUAGUGGCAAAGUGCGGGGUCUUCUUGAAGGAGAAAGCCACCGACGUCGAAGGCAUCUUCCGGCUGAGCGGCUCUGCAAAGCGCAUCAAGGACCUCCAGGAGAUAUUCAACUCCCCAGACCGCUUCGGAAAGGGACUCGACUGGACCGGCUACACCGUCCACGACGCCGCCAACAUCCUGCGCCGCUACCUCAACCAGCUGCCUGAGCCCAUUGUGCCUCUGGAGUUCUACGAGCGCUUCAGGGAGCCACUGAGACAUCGUCAUGGGCGUCCGGACGGGGAAGAGGCCGCCAUCCAGGUCGACCGGGAACGUGGGUUUGACAGGGAGGCUGCAGUCAUUGCCUACCAGCAGCUCAUCAAGGAGCUCCCGCCGCUCAACAGACAGCUGCUGCUCUACAUUCUCGACCUCCUGACCGUCUUUGCCUCCAAGUCCGACCUCAACCGCAUGACCGCCGCCAACUUGGCCGCCAUCUUCCAGCCCGGAAUGCUCUCCCACCCUUCCCACGACAUGUCCCCCCAGGACUACAAGCUCAGCCAGGACGUGCUUGUUUUCCUCAUCGAAAACCAGGACAACUUCCUGUUCGGCAUGACGGGCACCGCAGCCGAUGCCCAGACCGUCCAGAACAUCCAGGGCGGCAUGUACCCUCCUCCUCCCUUGCAGAAGACUACCAUCAGACGCUCUGCUUCCAACGCCAGCGGAGGUGCAGACAGCCUCAGAAAGUACGAAGCCCUCCGACGAAACAUGUCUGUCUCCUCUAGGAACUCCAAUGGCAACGUUACGGGUCCCAGCACUCCCAAUUCAAACUCAAGGGCGGUGGACUGCAGCGUAGCACACCGUGCCGUCAAGAGAGCGCUGGCUUCUCGCUUUCAGCACAUUCGCUCGACAGCAGGCUGCCAAGCUGCUCCAGCACAGCCCGUGGAAUCUACCAAGUCUGACCAUCCAACUGAGCCAGCACGCGCUCCACAGCUCGCUGAGCCGUUUGAAUUCACCAAAGCGCCCGAGCCAGGCCCUUCUCCAGCUCUGGUCCCGACACCAGCUCCUGCUCCGGCUUCUACUCCUUCUCCCGGCCCAGACUCUACAGCACAGCCAGCUACGGCUGCCCAACUUGCCCCAGUCGAGCAAUCUCAGCCCGCUCAACCUAGCUCUCCAGCUCCAUCCGCUCAGCCAGCUUAUCCUGUCUCAAAAUCCCAACGGCCAAACCACAUUGACGCACCUCUUCCAACACAGCUGGACCCGGCAACACACAAGCCAACCACCAUCACCCCAACCAGAGAACGCAAGCUAGCCUCUCUGUUUUCCUGGACCAGUCCCCCCAGCGGCGAGAAGAGAGACACCAACAAGCUCAAGAAGAAAAGACGCAUCCCCGGAAGCGCUAGUGAAAGCGCCCAGAGCUCUACCGCCUCCCUCCCCCAUGGCUCCCAGACUGGCUCCGACGAGGCAACUCCCACGAAACAACAGCAGCAGCCAACAACCUCUCAACCAACAACCUCUUCCAACCCAGAAGACCCCGCCGUCGCAGAUGAAUCCCACGUCUCUACCCCCAAAGUCACCAAUCCGCCUCUCUCUCCUCUCGUACCGGUGCGUAGCGCCUCUACGUCUCAAAGCCACACCAGUCUGGAAGUCAACUCGCCUCCUCACCACCACACCUCUCUCACCGACCGCAUGCUGAGACCCCGUUCUCGCACCCCUUCUCCAAACUCCCACUCUCUCUCUGCAACGGAUCAGUCUGACCUCGAAGAGUCGUCUCGGGGCGACAAGAAGGACAAGCGACGGAGCUGGCGUUUCCACCUCGGCAAGAAAUCAGAUGAUUAA
Trichophyton rubrum CBS 118892 is the source of this 2118-nucleotide messenger RNA. RefSeq lists its product as uncharacterized. Gene Ontology annotation, cellular component: cell cortex. The record is from RefSeq and is a predicted model, not a curated record. Gene Ontology annotation, biological process: activation of GTPase activity; regulation of fungal-type cell wall organization; signal transduction. Bases 1 to 2118 code for a protein of 705 amino acids. Gene Ontology annotation, molecular function: GTPase activator activity. NCBI's taxonomy places the organism in Eukaryota, Fungi, Ascomycota, Eurotiomycetes, Onygenales, Arthrodermataceae. The transcript has 4 exons.